AAGAAUCUAGAGGAAAUAUGCAAGAUUUUUGAAGUUUUGUCUUAUGAGUAAAAUUAUCUAGAAUUCAAUUCCCAAUAACUCUAGAUUUGAUGAAAACUUAGAAUCAUUAAAAACCAAACUUUUUGAAUAACAAGAGAUUUUGUAAGUCAUUAAACAAUCAUCAAACCAAUAACACUAGAUUUUAGUAAGAAUCUUAGAAUCCACCAACCAAUAACAAUAGAAUUUGAAAAUUUCAAUAAUCACUACAAAUCCAUACCCCACUAACACCCCCUUAAGCACGUACAUACGGUAUACAAGUGGUAGUUCUCAUCAUCUUACGUACUCACUCUCAGUUGUAUAUUAUUUUAGGUUUAACACCAACCGAAAUGGCCUUCUACUAACGUAAUUAAUAUACUCGGGUUAACACCAACCGAAAUGACCUUCUACAUGUCAUGUUUCAUAAUAUAUGCUUGUGAACCCUAACGCUCGUACUUGUCUCGUCAUCGUCAUGGACACUCACCAUUUGGAUGAAGCUUUGGCCGCAAGUCACCUCUUUAGAUAUCAAUUUCAAAUUAUUAUUUUUCUCUUAGUAAUUGUUAUUUAAAAAAACACACAACAUAUGAAUUUUUAUUCUUCUAACUACUAAAAAUCGGGUAUGAUAUUUUGUAAAUUGUUGAGAUACUGAAUCUUCCGGAUUUGAAUCAUCAAAUAUAUAUGCAUGACAUUGUUCCUGCUAAAAAGAUGCAUAUACGAAAAAGCAGGGCCGUCUCAAUUUCUUUUUGGACCCUGUUCGAAAAGUAUUAAUAAUAUAUUUAAAAUAUAAUAAAUAGUUUUAGAAAUUAAUAGUUCUAUUUAUAUAUGUUUAACAAUUUUUUUAUAAAUUAUAAACUCUAAACUAGUCAAUACUAUAUCACAUUUUGAAGUUUUAAACUAUAAUUUAUGUAUAUAUUGUUGAAAGAUUCUUAAUUUUUUUUAUUUUUAUACUUGGACCCUGUUCGACUGCACCACUUGCGCGUGCUAUUAGACGGUCUUGUACGAAAGUAUAUAGAUCGAUUUUCCUCAUGAAAUAUUUUUCUUAUACUUUUUACCACUCUUAUUUAAAAAGUGAUAACUUGUAGAUUUGCAUAUCUAAUCUAUUAAUAGUCAUUAAUUUUUUUUUACUUAAAACAGAAGUCACAAUAUUUUUGUUUUCUACCAAUUUAUUAUUUAAUAUAAAUUAUAUGUUUCUUAUUUAUAUCUUAAUUUAUGUGAAAAAACAGUCUAAAUAAUUUAUAGUUUAAUAAUUCUACACCACUCAAAAAUAGCUGUUGGGAACAAGUAUUAGAAAAUAAUUAUCAUUUUAUAUAAAAAUAGACAAAUUAGGUUUGAAUAAAAAUCAUCAAACUAUAUUUACCACAACUUAUUAAUAAAAUACAAAAUUAAUAUUUCAAAACUUAUUUUUGUGGUCAAUCUUCAAAAUGUAAAAUUUUAAUUAAAAUAGAAAAUUGUUAAAUACCUUUAAAUCGACGUAAUCUUCCUCUUUCUUGUCCCAAAAAAAAAAUCUUCCUCUUUUUAUUUAUUUCCUUAUAUCGUGCAUUAUUUCUCAUUCUCAGUUCUCUCGCACCCUUUGGUAAAAAUAUAUAUAAAAUUUGACCUAUUUUAUAGCCUCCCCAUCUGUUAUAUUUUUGCUGCAUCUCUGGGUUCCUCAUUUACGCGUCCCUUCAUUAUAUUCUCUCUAAUGCAUUGCUUCACGAUUAAAAGCAAACCAAAGCUUUGAUUUUUAUGUAUAUUCAAGGGUAAAUGGUCAGCAAAGGUGAGAUCUUUUUAAUCAUUUCAUUACUAUUAUUUUAUCAUCAUUCUGUCGUCUGAGCUAUUUUUAAUAUACUAUCAUCGUUUUCCCUGUUGCUUCCCAUCGAAAUAUCUAUUCGUUGUCUGGUCAUAUAAACAGAGAGAGCUAAUGGGCUUCUUUGGAGAAAGUUGUUGUUGUGCAAUACGUUUUCUUAGAUGUAAUACAUCUGUUGUCAUCAUUACAUUAUACAUAUAUGUUCUUUCAAGUUUUAUUCAUUUGCAUCUAUGUGGCUAUAUCCUCUGCUGUGUAUCUUUUGGGUUUAGAUAUGUAGAAAGUCUCUAACUUUUUGUUUCAUUUAUAAGCAGGAAUGAUCUUGAAGUUCUUACCUUUUUGUUUUUUUUGGUGUGUAAGAAAUGGGAUCAAGCUCUAGUCUUAAGCAAGGUCCAGUACCAAUGGACAAUGUUCACAUUACACCUGAAGCAACCUAUGAAGCUGUGGUUGCAGAUCCUAAACUCUUCAUGGGUUCCUUGGAGAGGAUUCACUCUCAAUUGGGUACUAAAUUCAUGUAAGCUUCUUUUCUCCCUUAUCCUUUCUUGUGAGAGUAAAAGUUCAGUGGCUCUUAGAUAUGGCUGCAACAUUAUUAACUUCUUCACAUAUGCAUUUGUGAUUGAUUAUAGGGUUCCGAUUAUAGGAGGGAAAGAUUUGGACUUGCACAAGCUUUUCAUUGAGGUAACCUCUCGUGGUGGAAUUAUUAAGAUAAUUCAUGAAAGGAGAUGGAAAGAAGUAACAUCUAAGUUUGCCUUCCCUGCAACAGCAACAAACGCAUCAUAUGUCAUGCGCAAAUACUACUUCUCACUGCUUAAAAACUAUGAACAAAUCUAUUUCUUCACAUCUAAUAGCCACAUUCCUCCAGACUCUCUCCGGAACCAAUCCACUGUGAUGGGACUUGGAACCAUAAGACCUCCACAAGAACUUCAAGCUCCACAACCAAGGAUUGAUUUUGGAGGACAUUUAACUGGUCCAAAUGUGAUUGGAGUGAUCGAUGGAAAAUUCGAAGACGGUUACCUUGUAACUGUGACAAUGGGAACAAAGCAGCUUAGAGGAGUUCUCUAUGAACUUCUUCCUCAACAGAGUCAUUGUAGCUUCCCCAACACUAAUGCCAAUCCUCAAGUGGUUACUACAAAGCGUCGAAGGAGAAGAAAGAAGUCAGAGAUCAAAAGACGUGACCCUGCUCAUCCCAAACCCAACAGAAGCGGUUAUAACUUCUUCUUCUCCGAUCAGCACGCUAGGCUGAAGCCUCUUAACCCUGGUAAGGACAGGGAGAUCAGCAGGAUGAUUGGUGAGCUCUGGAACAAGCUCAACGAGCAAGAGAGAUUGGUUUACCAAGGGAAGGCGAUGGAGGACAAAGAGAGGUAUCUGAUUGAGAUGGAAGAGUAUAGAGAGAAGCUUAGGACAGGACAGCUGAUGAUAAGUAACGCUGUUCCAUUGCAGCAGAUGCUUCCUCCAGAGGUGAACUUAGAUAUGGCUGCUGAAGCUGAUCUUGUAAUAGAAGAAGAUGAAGAAGGUGAUUCAAGCGAUUGCUCAGGAGAAAGCGAGCCACGUGAUGAUGAUCGUGAACUGGAGGAGCCAGCUCUGAAUCGUUUAGGUCUAAACCUUAACUCUAAUAGGACUGCUAUAGUGGUGGGCGAUGUUGUGAUGGAAACAUGUCCGAGUAAGAAACCUGAAGAGCCAGAGUGUGGUGGUGGCUGCUGCUGAGCAGAAGUGAAGAUUUUCUCUUGUUUCGUUUUCUAGUUGCUACUCUCUUUUUUUUGGUAUUACACAGCCACAGGUACAAGGAGGUUAGGGUUUCAUAUGGUUACUUGUGGUAUAAGACAACUCUUUUACUCUUGGUACUGAUUAAUAUGUUUUGAUUUCUUCUGCAACAAGACAUGUUUAGGAGUGAUUUUUUUUAACAUUUUUGUUGGUCUUUUAUGCUAAAAUCUUGUUUUGUUACA
Molecule: messenger RNA, 3741 nt
Organism: Brassica rapa (field mustard)
Lineage: Eukaryota; Viridiplantae; Streptophyta; Magnoliopsida; Brassicales; Brassicaceae
Product: high mobility group B protein 15-like
Molecular function (GO): DNA binding
Source: RefSeq, a predicted model, not a curated record